AUUGCCUUGCAGGAGGGACUGAAAAUACAGCUUCUUCCUGAAUCCACGGGCAGAGUUACUAGAGAGCUCAAGACAUAACACUGCAGAGUAACGCCUUGGAAUGUCCUUGCACUUUAUAAACAAUUGUACUGGGGAGGGAAUAUUUUUACAUGACAUUUGCACAGCUUGACAAAUGGCAAGCUGAGGCUGUGUGCUGCUCUGACGAACACUGAUUUUUCACGUAGAGAUACCCCACAAACAGACCAAAGAGAGAUAUCUAAGUGCUCCGGGAAAGUAGAAGUGGAACUUGAAGCCUUAAAAAAAUAACAAACAAAGAGCGGCAGUUAAGUGAAGAGAGCAAGAUUUUGAUGUUGGGCAGGAUGGCAUCUGCCCAGGACCUUUUAAUUCUGGCACUAUGUGGCUUGUUACUAGAGUUACCGGCUGGAUGUCAUGCAACAGAUACAAGACAGCCAAGGUUACGUCUGUCACAUAAAGAGCUCUGGGAUUUAAACAGGACAUCAGUCUUUCAUAGCCCAUUUGGAUAUCUUGGUCUUCAUAUAAUGCUCCUGGAUGAGUAUCAAGAGCGACUGUUCGUGGGAGGAAGAGACCUCUUGUACUCCCUCAGUUUGGAUCGAAUCAGCAACAACUAUCGAGAGAUACAUUGGCCUAGCACACCUCUUCAAGCAGAAGAAUGCAUAAUUAAAGGAAGAGAUGCUGACGAAUGUGCUAAUUAUGUCCGUGUCCUUCACCGAUACAACAGAACACAUCUUCUGGCUUGUGGAACAGGAGCUUUUGAUCCAGUUUGUACCUUUAUAAGAGUUGGACAUCCAUCAGAGGAUCAUCUGUUUCAACUGGAAUCGCACAAAUUUGAGAGAGGACGAGGCAGGUGCCCUUUUGACCCCACUUCUUCCUUCACUUCCAUCUUAAUUGGUGGUGAGCUUUUUACUGGUCUCUACAGUGACUACUGGGGAAGAGAUGCUGCUGUCUUUCGCACCAUGAAUCGUAUGGCACAUCUCCGAACUGAACCUGAUAGUGAGCGCCUGCUGAAAGAACCAAAGUUUGUUGGCUCAUAUAUGAUUCCUGACAAUGAAGACCACGACGAUAACAAAGUAUAUUUCUUCUUUACUGAAAAAGCAUUAGAGGCUGAGACAAGCACUCAUGCCAUUUACACCAGAGUGGGACGUGUGUGUGUGAAUGAUAUGGGAGGACAGCGAAUGCUUGUGAAUAAAUGGAGCACUUUCCUCAAAACCAGACUAGUUUGUUCUGUGCCUGGAAGAAAUGGAAUUGAUACGCAUUUUGAUGAAUUAGAGGAUGUGUUUUUGCUGCAAACUCGUGAUAACAAAAAUCCAGUGAUAUUUGGCCUCUUCAACACUACAAGCAAUAUAUUUAGAGGAUAUGCUGUAUGUGUUUACCAUAUGGCAAGUGUCCGAGCAGCUUUCAAUGGACCAUAUGCUCAUAAAGAAGGACCAGAAUACCACUGGGCUCUAUAUGAAGGGAAAGUACCUUAUCCUAGACCUGGUUCAUGUGCCAGCAAGGUGAAUGGUGGUCUGUAUACUACCACCAAAGACUACCCUGAUGAAGCUGUCCAUUUUGCCAGGAGUCAUCCACUCAUGUAUCAGCCCAUCGAGCCUGUUCAUAAAAGACCAAUACUAGUAAAAACAGAUGGAAAAUACAACCUUAAGCAAAUAGCAGUGGACAGAGUGGAGGCUGAAGACGGGCAAUACGAUGUGUUGUUCAUUGGCACAGAUAAUGGAAUUGUGCUGAAAGUCAUUACAAUUUACAAUCAAGAGACAGAAUCAAUGGAAGAAGUGAUUCUUGAAGAGCUGCAAGUAUUCAAGGUGCCAAUUCCUAUUAUUUCCAUGGAAAUCUCUUCAAAAAGGCAACAGCUCUACGUUGGAACUGAGUCAGUCGUAGCACAAGUGAAGUUCCACCAGUGUGACAUGUACGGCACAGCCUGUGCCGACUGCUGCCUGGCUCGAGAUCCCUACUGUGCUUGGGAUGGCAUCUCUUGCUCCCGGUACUACCCCACGGGAAUGCAGGCAAAGAGACGCUUCCGCAGACAAGACGUGCGACAUGGAAAUGCAGCUCAGCAGUGCUUUGGCCAGCAAUUCAUUGGAGAAGUCCUGGAGAAGACCGAGGAGCGACUGAUUUAUGGAAUAGAAUACAACAGCACCCUUCUGGAGUGCACCCCUCGGACCUUACAGGCAAAAGUAAUCUGGUUUGUCCAGCGAGCCCAUGAAACUAAGAAGGAAGAGGUGAAGACAGAUGACAGAAUAAUCAAAAUGGACCUUGGCCUCCUAUUUCUGAAGCUGCAUCGACUGGAUGCAGGGACUUACUUUUGUCAGACAGUGGAACACAGCAUAGUUCACACCAUUAGAAGAAUCACUCUGGAAAUAGUCGAGGAAGAACGUGUAGAUGAAAUGUUCAAUAAAGACUAUGAGGAGGAGAUACCUCACAAAAUGCCAUGCCCAGUGCAGAGCAACAUACCUCAGGUAUCAAAACCAUGGUACAAGGAAUUUCUUCAACUGAUAGGUUACAGCAACUUCCAGAGGGUGGAGGAAUACUGUGAAAAAGUCUGGUGUACGGAUAAGAAGAGAAAAAAGCUGAAAAUGUCUCCAUCCAAGUGGAAAUAUGCCAAUCCUCAGGAGAAGAAGGCAAGGAUCAGGCCGGAGCACUACCGGUUGCCCAGGAACAUAGCUGACUCUUGAUGGACAAAAUCCAUCUGCUGUUUCUGGGCAAAAUUUUAUUUGGACUUAAGUAAGAGGGCAAAAUCAGUUUGGUUUUGGUAAAUGAAACAGGUUUAUAUGUAUAAAAUAUCAGGACUGAAAACAAAUAUGCUAUGGUAAGUUAUACCGUACACUCAUGAUGACUGUUUAGAAGCAUUUUACACAAAAUCUUAUCUGUUUCUAAGUAGGUCAAUACAAUCAGUUUUGCAUUAGGGAGGGUGUGACAAUCUUCAGACUUUGAGUGCUCGAAUCAUUUUCCUGUGUGGACCAUGCUUGUGCUGUAUAUUGUUGCAUAUGAUGGCAUAUUUAAGUAAAUUCAAAUAGCUAAGCAUUCAUGAGUGGGUAUAGAACACAUAUCUUUCCUUACUUUCACAAGUUUCUCAUGCUUCUGAAAGCAGCAUGUCUUAAGAUCUUUCAUUUUGAUUAUGACCAGUCCAAAUUCAUCACUGAGAGCAGUGAGAUAUGUUAAUAUGAUGUCCUGCUAUUUCUAAAGAUAAUGAAGGGAAACUCUAUUUACUUCCACUGUUAUUUGUCUCCUCAGUUAUUUAUGAAGCACAGUGUACUGUCAUGGCUAAAUAAUAUUACCUAGUAACUUAAUGUAAGUCAAAUGCAUGCUGAGAACACAAACAGAAUGAAAUUCUUCAACACAUCUAUACAAAAUGUUGGAAUAAUGCUUUAGAUAGAAAACAAGUCUAUCUUGUCUCUAAUAAUGGACAUUGCCUUAAUACCAACACAAAUUAAGGGAGUGCCCUCUUGUGGCAAAACAAAGUAAAUCUGAUAGUAUACAUUUUCGGAAGAAAUGUGUAUAGCUGAGAAGUAUUCCUAGGUCCACAGCUGGUUUGUUUUCAGCAUACACUUCUUAUCUCCAUGUGCCAAAUCCACAGAUUUAGAAGGUAGUGUUGGAAGUCACUCAUCCUGGAAAAACAGCAUUUAAAGUAAUACUUCAUGUCAUUAAGGUACUUUUUGGAUAAAAUGCAGUAAUACAAAGUUAGGAAGAAGACUGAAACAAGAACAGUGUUAUGCAGCUGUUUUUCUAUAGUACCACAAUCUGAUCCUGGCAAACUUUCCUGAUAUGUGAUCUCUGGUCAAAAGAGCUGCUUUGCUGUUCUUGUGCUUGAUACUAGGAUAGGAGACCAAAGGAGUAAGCCUCUUACAAUCUAAGACUUUCAAGACUUUUUUUUUUUUUAAUGAAAAAAUGCUUUUCUUUGAGCACAAGAAACCAGCUGCAUAAAAUCCAGAAAAUCUCGUUGUUCACUGCUUGGAAAAUCUGAUGUUACAAAAUGGGCCGGUUUUAUAGAAAUAAAUAAAUAAAUAAAUAAAUUAGUGGAAAGAUAGGGAAAUUAUAAACGCAAAUGAGUUAAAAAUGAGUUAACUCCUCAAACAGAAACAUGAUGUCAGUAGAAUAAAUAGACAAGCUGUUACAGAUUCUGAUGCUGCCUAAGAAAAUAUACAAAGGAUUCACUAACCACAAUGAGGUUCGUGUACAGCUUCAACUUCUAAUCAGAAAACAGAAUUUUGAAUUAAUGAGCAUUAACAUCCUGGGGAACAGACAUUUGCUAGCUUUGCUGUGCUGACAAAUUUUGCCAUGGGUGCUGAUGCAGUGCCCUCCAAGCGCUGUGUGAGAGAGUCUCAGAGAAGGAGCAGGGAUCUUUGCUGUGCCCCUCUGGAAACUGACUGUCCCAGGCUUUGGAAAGAACCUUUGCACGCACUACCAGCAAGUGCUCUCAUAACAGCAGAUAAGCCUUUCCAUCAGCCAGUUAUCUUAAGGAAAACAAUUUAUCAGGAAGUUUGCACUUCGUGAAGCUAGAUAACCUGUCUGAGAGAUGGGAGUGGACACUGUGCAUUGCCUUGCAUGAAUGUGCGUGGUUGCUAACUUUGAUCUAAUACAGUAGACUAGCUAAAUUCACUUUUCAGUGACAGUUUAAUGGAACUUAGCUGCAGUUAGGAUCUCUGUUUAUUUACAGCUACAUGGAAAGUUCUAAAGCUCUAUGCUUUAGCUCUUUAGCUCUAAAGACUAUGGCAGAGAGAACACAGAAUAAGCAUCCCUAAUUUAUAUUUAAUCCACUUUACAAUUUACCUCGGCAUCCCUGACUGGAAAACUGCUAAAACACCACUGAUAUCUUCUGAUGAAUUAUGGAGCCCACCUCUUUUCAAUAGUAAUGGGAGUUAUAUUUUACUUUUUUUUUUCUUCCUGAUUCUUAGUAUCUGCUGCCAAAUGUACAUUUAAUAGACUGUUAGAAAAGAGCAGCAGUAUCUCAGCCUGAUGGAACAAAUAUGACUUUAUGACUCAUUCUCUGAGAUUUCAGGUAGAAAUCAUGUGAUAUGCAAAUCAGGAUUCCUGAUUUAAUAUGAGUAUGUAUUUUAGCUCCCCAUCCCUUAGUGGUUACAUAUGGAGAAUUCCAUUAAAUUUUUAUUAAAAGUUUAAAUUUCUAGGUCACACCUUGCAACUUCCCUGGUUGACUGAGAAGUCACAACUAAAAGAUCUUGUUUAGAGUGCUACAGCAUCUAUGGAAGAAGAGAAAGACUGACAGUAAUGUGUUUUGGAAGGAUAUGCACAAAUGUACUUAUACACGAUGUUAUUUAAAAUGCUUCUUUGUAUAUAUGGGAGGCAUUGUCUGCUUCUUUUCAUUAUGAGUUUGAUGUAUUUUGUAUGUGCAUGAAGUGGUCAAGUUACAAAUAUAAUUAAGAACCAUAUUUGGCUGACAUCAUUUGUAUUAUUUCUCGUAAUUCACUUUUACCAGACAGUAUGAUCAUGUGCAUAUCAUGUGCAUGAUCAUGAGUAGAUUCUGCUUGG
Molecule: messenger RNA, 5499 nt
Organism: Numida meleagris (helmeted guineafowl)
Lineage: Eukaryota; Metazoa; Chordata; Aves; Galliformes; Numididae
Gene: SEMA3E
Product: semaphorin 3E
Exons: 17
Coding region: 348-2687 (779 amino acids)
Biological process (GO): semaphorin-plexin signaling pathway; axon guidance; neural crest cell migration
Molecular function (GO): semaphorin receptor binding; chemorepellent activity
Source: RefSeq, a predicted model, not a curated record